AUGAUUGAUAUUUAUCUACUGUCAGAUGGUGUGUCCAAGAUUGGUGUCAAAAUGACUAAAUCAAUCACCAAAACGUUGUUGCAUCUGCUCAAAGAUUUUAAAUCUACAGAAUAUGUAACGGAAAUUGACUUCAUACAAAAAUGCCUCAACGAUAACAGAUUUUCUUCGGAAGAUAUAAUCAUAGAUUACUUUCUAAAGUUGACUCAGUGCGAAGAGUUUUUAAAUAAGAUUGCUAAAGAUUUUAUAAAAAUCAACAAACUUAUAAGAGUCAAUGAUGAAUAUAUAAAAAUUUUAAUAUUUUUCCUUAUAUUCGUUUUGGAUUCGAAAAAUGCUAAGGAGAUUUUGGAAGAUCCUGUCUUUUACACUAUACCUUUAUUGAAUUUUCUUUGUAUGGAUGAAAAGUAUCCUACCAUAGCUAAAUGGGCUACGCAGUAUUUUGAUAAUGAGUUUGUUGUUCAUAAUGUGCUUGAACCUCUUUUAGGUAGAGUUGGAGCUUUCAAAGCUAUUAUCAGGUAUAUAGAGCAAGAGGAAGAUAAAAAAAUGCCUAAAACUCUACUAACUAUUCCCAAACCAUUUAAACUUUCUGGUUCAGGCGUCCCUCCACCACCUCCCGCCAAUACUCCCGACAUUAAAAAGUCCGAAGUGGAAGUUUUUGAAAAGACACAUCGCACCGUAACUUUCAAUAUUAUAGAAAAGAAGUUGGAAAAAGAACAUAAGAAACACGUCACUCAAGCUUUAGCUUUACUAAAGAAAAUAAAAGUAUUGAGAGUACCUACCAAUAAGACAGCUAAAAUUUCAACUGAGAUAACUGAUGAAACUCAGGUUCAUACUAAAUGGUUUACACCAACAAAGUUGCCUCCCAAGAAAGAAGUGGAAAUUAAGAAGAAUAUAGCAACAACCUUAAGAGACGCUUCUCGACUUCUCAAAGAACAAGAAGAGGAAGUGAACAGAAUCCAGAACAUUUUAAAAGGAGGUUGUUGCAGUCAACAAAUAGAAGUGGCAUUGGUUGAAGAUAGAAAGAACAACGAAAGGGCAGCGUGGGAGUAUAUUCAAAGAAGACAUCUCGAGGGUCUGAUUACUUUCGAAGAAGCCAUACUGGCAAAGAAGAAACUGUUGGAAGAUAAUAAAGCCAAAUUUUUAGAAGUGCAAGCCGAAAAAAUGUAUCUGAAUCAAAUUUUAGAUGAAUUUAAAGAAAGAGAACAGAAAAGAGUUAAGGCAAAGGUAGAACAAACUCACAAAGAGAAAGAAGAGGCCAAAGAGGCAGAAAAAAAGUUCGUCGAAAGAAAAUUAGAGGAGGCGAGAAUGCGCGAAUACGAGUUAAAAGAAAUGUUGAAAAAACGAGAACAGGAAAAUGCUGCCGAACUAGCUAGCAAGAUGGAACUUAUCCAAGAAAUUAAAAACAUUCAUGAGAUCAACAUGAAAAUGAAUGAAGCUAGGAGAGAGUUCGAUCCAACAGAAACCUCCAAUUUAGGUCUACUUUGUGAAAUGUCUAUUGCGGAAUUACGCGAACGUCUUGCUGUGGAAAAAAUGAAAAUGUGCCAAGAACUGGAAACUAAACACGAUAGAGUACAAACUCAAAGACGUAAACAGCAAGAUAUGAUCGAAAGAUAUAAAGAGUUCAUUGACAACACUCGAAAAGCUCCCAAAAUGCUAAUCGAACCGGUCUACAGGCCUCCAGUAUUGGAGGAAAAUUCUGAAUUGCAGGCUCUUAGAAAACAGUUGGAGGAAAAAAGAAGUUUAAGAAUUAGUAUGUGA
Messenger RNA from Psylliodes chrysocephalus, 1755 nucleotides. NCBI's taxonomy places the organism in Eukaryota, Metazoa, Arthropoda, Insecta, Coleoptera, Chrysomelidae. The record is from the annotation of a GenBank genome assembly.